GCUCGCAGGGUUGGAGUUGUCAUCUCGCCAUCAGGCUGGCAGCAUGUUCUUGCCCUCAUGAGUGUCACAAGGUCCCGGAACGUGGCUUGAGCCCGAGAUACAUUCAGAAUGUUGUCAUCUGACCAGACUCUUGGUACCGCUCGGUUUAGCCGAUUCAGGGCACUUCCAGCCAAGCUACGGCUGCAGAUCUGGUGCCACAGCAACGACGCCGUUGGAUCUCGACUCAUCCCUCUACGCCACCGUCAAGCACAAGUCUCGUCGUUUGUCGGAAGCUCACGAGAAUCACGACGUGCCGAAAAUGCAGGGAACAUCACAACGGCAACGCCAUCUAUCCCAGCCAGUCUUCACGUUUGUCGGGAAUCUCGACACGAGGCUCUCAGCCUAUAUCAGAAGCUUUACGAACCUGGCGGCGGCAACAGCUACAGCUUCAUCGAUUGCAGCAGGGACAUUGUGUUGAUGCUCGAUCUUGUGGUCCUCAAUACUUCGGUCAAAAUAGUGAACACUCUAGUGACUCGUCACGUUCCUUUGCAUAUCGAGACACUGGGAGCAGCCUCAAUUCAAACGCUGGAUGUUCCCCAGUCCUUAUUCUCAGACCUCCAGGCACCGAUACCACCUUGCCCACAAAUAACCACGAGUCAAGGCCGUCUUCAAGCACAAGAUCUUUUCCGACAUGUACUCGGACUGUUUCCAGCUUUACAACACAUCAUCAUCGUCCUUGCCCCCAACAACACCGAGUUCCAUGGCUGCAACGAAGGACCAUGCCAUUCACUGCCCGCAAUUAACGACUCCGCAAAGAUACGCGAAAGAAUAUGUUGUCUCUCUGAACCGCCCGUGCGCAACAGAUAUGUCGAGAGGAAACUUCGAGACACCAUCAGUCUCUUGGACGUGGGGCUGGGCCAGGAUCCCAGAACUUCAGCACGACCGACCUGGAGCAUCAAGAGUUCCUCAUGCUCAGGAUCAUGCUCCAAGAAGUUAUCAUCAACAGCAUCACGAGAGGCCAGGCAGGUCUCCAGUCGCGCUUCAGGCUCUGGACUACCAGUACUGCCGUCCUGGGGCAUAGGCAGGCGAGACUCAUACACUCCAAGAGGUCCGCGUCGGUGCUGCUGGCCUUUUACUGAGGUUGCUGGUACAAAUGGGGCAUUGGACUUUACGGCAUCGAGACUUGCUUUCUACAGACGGUAUCGGUACUGGUCAUGAACGUCAUUUCUGGGUCCGUUGUGCCUGGUCGUACUGUGGUGGUUUGUCGUCGUAGGAAUCAAUUGUGCUCGUUCUCGAAUCUUGUGGGUAAACACGCAGACCUGAAUUGUACGCAUGCUCGAGGUAUACAUAUUCAAAUUGG
This is a messenger RNA of Microdochium trichocladiopsis, 1339 nucleotides long. RefSeq lists its product as uncharacterized. The transcript is spliced from 2 exons. The record is from RefSeq and is a predicted model, not a curated record. Bases 109 to 1197 code for a protein of 362 amino acids. Lineage: Eukaryota; Fungi; Ascomycota; Sordariomycetes; Xylariales; Microdochiaceae.